CAGAGCGUAGUCACAGCUCUAUACCGUACAGGCGAAGGUCUGUAACGAUGGAGUGUUUCAUAGAGGUGGCACUACUCCUGGUAUUACUUGGAAUCGUUGACGGUUCAGCAACUCCGAUGACACAAACCCCGGCCUCAACUGCCGCAGGUACAACGGCACUACCCACACCUGUAUCUAACAACACCCAGACUGGCGGACAAGAAUACACUGAUGGUGAGAGCUACCUACUGGCAUCUAUUCAAUAUAGCUGGCAUUAUACUGAUGUAGUUGCAGUGGCAGCUGGGGAAACAGGGGGAUCCUUUCUGGUUGAUUAUCCACAGCUGGGAUAUAACGUCACAGGGACUGUAACGCCAUACGGGUACACUUAUGCUCACACAGAUAUGUCAUUGUGGGUGACGGUGGGUGUGGAAAACAAGGCUUUCGUAAUCCAUGUCUUUGGUAAGAACAUGGGCCUUCACACACAGAUUGGAAAUGGCGUCUUUUCUCCCCUCCCGAUCUUUGCCCUAGGGUCCAGAUAUGUAGUAUCCACCUGUCUGGGAGACAUGGGCCACGUGGUGUUAGUGAUAGCUAACCACAACCACAAGACAGACGUGGACAUCACGCUGAUGCUGGAGGGGAACGUCACCUAUGACAACAUCACCUACAAUGACGGAGACACGAUUCACGUGACUCUAGAUGAGUAUCAGACCUUCACGAUGAAGAGUGACUAUGAUCUGACUGGAACUGUAAUCAACGCAACAAACACUGUAGCUGUGUUCAGUGGUGCAAUGCAAGGCGAUUACUUCACGGCCGUGACUCAACUAUUACCUGUACGACAUCAUGGGACGGAGUAUGUUAUGUACAUAGGGGACUACUUCUGUUAUGGGAACGCAACAUACCAGCUACAAGUUAUUAGUGACCAGAGCAACACUGAAAUUAUGUUGAACAAUGGAUCUACAUUCUCUCUGGGUGACGACCGUGUAUAUCGCCAAUACCUCGCUUGUAAUGAAAGUCUAUAUCUUAAUGCCACAAGGCCUGUCAUGGCCACCCUCUGUAGAAACAGACCAGAUGUAUAUUCACUUGGGUUUGUUGAUGUAGUUCCAGUUACGUAUUUCGUGAACAGUGCAUUGAUUCCUUAUACAACCUGUAUAAACAUACUGACUAAGCAACACGUAACGGAUAUUGAAGUAUUGUCUGAUGAUAUAGCCCCUGUUACAUUUGACUGGGUGGACAUCCCCGGCAGUGAUUACAAAGCGGGAACACACUGUUCAUACACCAGAUACAUCGUCCGCUCUGCCAGCAGAUUCGCUGUAUAUGGGUUUUCCGACGAAAUUGUAAGUGGAGGCUACCGUUUCACUUCUGAUCAAUCAACAACAGGUGCUGAUACAGGUAAGUUUAAAGAUACCUUGCAUUUUGAACAGAAUUUAAUAUCAGUAUACACAUACCAUGUUUACAGGGUAGAGCUGUGUUAUUUAUCCCUGUAUUGAAUUUUGAACCGGAAACAAUAUGUCGCAUCUAAAUUUAGAAUACUCAAGCCAUAAGUGGAACCGCAGCUGGUGUUCAGAAACGACACAUUAGCAAUUAUUGUCCCAGUGUCGCAAAAUAACACCCACCACCAC
Messenger RNA from Haliotis rufescens (red abalone), 1598 nucleotides. RefSeq lists its product as uncharacterized. Bases 48 to 1466 code for a protein of 472 amino acids. The transcript is spliced from 3 exons. NCBI's taxonomy places the organism in Eukaryota, Metazoa, Mollusca, Gastropoda, Lepetellida, Haliotidae. The record is from RefSeq and is a predicted model, not a curated record.